Messenger RNA from Leptomonas pyrrhocoris, 980 nucleotides. RefSeq lists its product as hypothetical. Gene Ontology annotation, molecular function: protein binding. The transcript has a single exon. The record is from RefSeq and is a predicted model, not a curated record. The coding region runs from base 90 to 980 and encodes 296 amino acids. Lineage: Eukaryota; Euglenozoa; Kinetoplastea; Trypanosomatida; Trypanosomatidae.
GCUGUCAUCAGCGCACCUCCCAGGAAAGGGUUUUCUUUCGCUGUUGACAGCCUUGUAUUUAAGAAGGAAAAGGAAUCGAAGAACACCGAAUGUGGAGGCAAAUCUGCGCACGUUUAAAUGUUAUGUUGGCCCCGUCGGUGGAGCGGAGGUUCAUCGACGGCAAAGGGUGCUCGGGAUUGGCGUGCAGGGCGGCGGACGUCAUCGAAGACGGCGAAGUGCUGGCCGUUGUGCCGUAUCUGGCGUGCACGUCGCCUAUUAUGGCGCUGGCCUCUCCCUGGGGCAGCCAGCUCGGCGCUGCGAUCAGCAGCUACGCGCUCGAAGAGGGCGGGGUGCGGGUGGAGUACUCCAAAGAAGGCGCGCUAACAACGGCCUUCACGGCACUCGCAAUGCAGCCCCGAAGUCCUUUAGAGCACUACCUGCGCCACAUCGAGCUGAACGCGAUAGAUGCAGCAUCGCUGGCGUCCGCGCUGGGCCCUGCGCUGGCCACGCAGUUGAAGGUUAUUGAGGCGUUGAAUGGUGCAGUGGUGGAGCACAUGCACAGCGAUCUGCGCGGCCACGGCGUGGCGGUUCCUUUGACUGACUUGCAAAGGGCUCACCGCCUGUGCGCCAGUCGCUGCCUCGACGUUCCGGGCAGCGAAGAGUUCUUUGGUGGCCCUGCGCUCGUACCGGUGGCGGACCUCAUCAAUCACGACAGCCGGCCGCCGAACAUCGCCGUCUAUGCCGAGUCCACGCAUCGCAUUGGGCCAUUGCUGAGAAGGCACAGCCGCAUGGACUUGAUGAACGACUCCUUCAAGAGUUAUGCCUUUUGCGUUGUGGUGCGGGCCACAGAGGAAGUGGAGGGUGGCAAAGAACUGACGUACCAGUAUGUGGACGCGACCGCAGACCCAUCGCUCUACGCCGACAAGCUGUACUGGGCAUCUCGUUUUGGCUUCGUGCCGACGGAUUUGGUGUCGGCGAAGGCAGAAGAAACGCCAGCGUAA